This is a messenger RNA of Neltuma alba, 2662 nucleotides long. Its product is annotated as armadillo repeat-containing protein 8. The transcript is spliced from 9 exons. Bases 129 to 2117 code for a protein of 662 amino acids. Gene Ontology annotation, molecular function: protein binding. Lineage: Eukaryota; Viridiplantae; Streptophyta; Magnoliopsida; Fabales; Fabaceae. Gene Ontology annotation, biological process: proteasome-mediated ubiquitin-dependent protein catabolic process. Gene Ontology annotation, cellular component: GID complex. The record is from RefSeq and is a predicted model, not a curated record.
AAAUAGAAAAAACCAUUCUCUCUCUCCGGCAUCGUGGUUGUGGAUGUGGAGCUCGCUUCUUCUUCUCCGGUUUGCAUGAGUUUCCACCACCGCUACAGGCGACAAAGACUCCGGUGACAACCGCAACCAUGCCCACCACUUCAGCAUCCUCCAUCACCACACCACCCCUUUCCUCCACCACAUCCGAUCCCAUCCUCGACCGCCUCGCGUCCAGUGAUUGCGAAAUCAAGCUCAAAUCUAUCAGAGAGGUAAAGAACAAGAUCAUCGGCAACCGAACCAAGAAGCUCUCCUACAUCAAGCUCGGUACAGUCCCCGUUGUCGCUUCUGUUCUUGCCGAAGCUGACGCCAAUUCCGAUUCUGGCGCCAACCUCAUUGUCCAGUCCGCGGCGGUGCUCGGCAGCUUUGCCUGUGGCGUUGACGCUGGCGUACGUGCUGUGCUUGACACCGGCGUUCUACCUCGUUUAUUCAAUCUCCUCUCUGCUGCCGACGAGAAGGUUGUAGAUGCCACUGCACGUUCUCUACGAAUGAUUUAUCAAUCGAAACUAGCUCCAAAAUGUGAUUUUUUUCUAGAGAAAAACAGGGAAUUUCUUCUUUCCCUAUUGAAAAAUGAGAACGAAAAUCUCACAGUGCUAGGUGCAAGCAUUGUUAUUCAUUCUUGUGAGACAAGCGAAGAGCAAAAUAUUUUGUGCUAUGCUGGUGUUUUGGAGAAAAUUAUUGGCCUUCUUGAUGGUUCUCUAAGUCAGCGAGAUGCUUGUUUAGAGUCCCUAGCUACAAUUCUUAAAAACAAUCCUGAAGCUGUCUCUAAAUUUAUGGCCCAUCAUGGUGGACGAGCUCUAAACUCCAUUAUUGAGUUGACCAAGGAUAGAUAUUCUCGGACAAGGUUACUUGCCUGCUUGUGCUUGAUUUGUGUUAAGAAUUCUUCUUCUUGCCAUCUGCAAGACUUAGGAAUUAAGACUAAAUUGGUGUAUAUUUUGCUUGAGCUUCUUGAUGAUCCUGGUCAAGUUGGAGAUGAAGCUUCCUUAGCUUUCUCUAGUUUAAUUGCAGAAAAGGAAGAUUUACAUAAGCUAGCAUUUGAGGCAAAUGCUAUUGAUAAGUUCUACUGCCACUUGCAAAAAUCUUCCUCAAAUCCCAGACGCCUUGAAGGGAUAUUUCUUGCCUUGGGUGAUCUUUGCUCAAAGUUGGAGUGCUGCCGGUCUAGGUUUCUUACAUUGCAGGUGUUGAGCUUAGUUGUUGAUGCCCUAGUUCAUGAUAAUGCCGAUGUACGCAAAGCAGCAUGCAUUUGCUUAAGAAACAGCUCUCGCUCAAUCAAGAAUUUGAGUGCAGGACAUUUUAUGAAUGAAAGCAUUGUGAUUCCUUUGGUUCAACUUCUAUCUGAUUUGUCUAUUUCUGUCCAGGUUGCAGCCCUUGGUGCCCUCAGCAACAUAGUGGCUGGCAUUACCCCUCGCAAGUCAGUAUUCAUACAAUGUGGAGGCAUUAAAGGGCUUGUCCAAUCGACAAAAUCUAUGGAUUCAUCGUUAAGGUUGAAUGCUGUAUGGGCAUUGAGGAACAUGGUAUUUCAUGCGGAGAAGACAUGUACAGAAGCAGUCUUUAUGGAGUUGACAGCAUCUUCAAUUGCUAACCUUAUCCAUGAUCCUGAGUCUUCUGUUCAAGAACAAACUCUAGCCCUUGUUCGCAAUUUCGUUGAUGGGCUCAUAGACUUUGUUGAAUAUGCUUUUGCUGAAGAUGGUAUCAUAUUUGAUGCUGUUGUAAGGCGACUUCGAGAAUCUUCAAAAGCUGAAAUCAGGAUACAGGGUAUAUAUGUACUCUGCAAUAUUGCCAGUGGAAAUGAAUUUCACAAGGAAGCUGUUAUGCACCAACUAUUUCCUGAGGCAGAGGAUGGAUCUGACUCAUUCUUCAACCAGUGUUUGCAGAGUAAUGACAGUCGGUUAUCCACGGCAGCUGUUUGGGUCAUAGUAAAUCUCACCAAUCCAACAAGUCCUGGUGCAUUUGGCCGGGUUGUAAAACUGCGUAAUUUUGGCAUAGUUUCUCGAAUAAAGAAGAUGGUCAAUGAUCCAUGCAUGGAUGUGAAGCUUCGAGCAAGAAUGGCACUUGACCAGAUUCCUAUUGGUGAAAGCUGAAUUUAUUCAAGUGUCCUUCUUUCUAAGCCCGGAUAUGCAUGCGAAGAAGAGAAAAAGUGAUAGCAACUUUUUUUAUUUUUUCCCCCCUUGUAUUCUCACCUAUGUAAGGUAUUCGGCCUUCGUGCUUCAGCUUACAAUGUGGUGAUCACUUUAUGUACUAUUUUUAGCCAGUCAGAGCAGUGCGAGAGCUUUUCAAUUUUGUAAGCACUCCUGAUCAGGUUACCCUCAAUAUCUCAUUUCAUUAUUCAGUGCAUUUGGCAUUACUUCUUUUGAGUCAGAUGAUCAAGAUAGGGUUACUGGCUUUAGUGUUGUACCAUAUUAGUGGUAUAUGGAAAACUUAGUUUCUGUCUCUCUGAUAAAUAGUGGAAUUCUGAUUAAGCAAUGUCAAGGGAUAGCAAUUGAGGGUGCUUCUAUCUUUCUGAGAUUCAUUCUUGCCCCAGUUCCUUUUCUGGUUCAUGAAUUUCUCGAUCUCCGCUCAUACAUGUCUCAACUACUUUUUGCCACUCUAUAUGCUUCAAGGAUGCUUCUUGCAGCUUAUUUACGAA